CCCCAGCGCAACGCUCAGCAGCCUCCCUCUUCUUCCCGCACUGUGCGCUCUUCCUGGGCUCGAGCGUCUGGAGCCAGUCCCGGAGGCUACCGCCACCAAGACAGGCGACGGGUCACCUGGACGCGAGUCUGAGUCCGGGUCCCGUCGUCGUUGCCGACGCAGUCACCGGGCACGACCGUGGGACUCAGUCUGACUCGGAUUAAUCCCGGAGAGCCAGAGCCAACGACUGCCGAGCCGGGAUGCGACCCUCAGGGACUGCGAGAACCAAGCUACUGCUGCUGCUGGCUGCGCUCUGCGCCGCAGGUGGGGCGCUGGAGGAAAAGAAAGUUUGCCAAGGCACAAGUAACAGGCUCACCCAACUAGGCACCUUUGAAGACCACUUUCUGAGCCUCCAGAGGAUGUUCAACAACUGUGAAGUGGUCCUUGGAAACUUGGAAAUCACCUAUGUGCAAAGGAAUUAUGACCUUUCCUUCUUAAAGACCAUUCAGGAGGUGGCUGGCUAUGUUCUCAUUGCCCUGAACACCGUGGAGAGAAUCCCUUUGGAGAACCUGCAGAUCAUCAGGGGAAAUGCUCUCUACGAAAACACCUACGCCUUAGCCGUCCUGUCCAACUAUGGAACCAACAAAACUGGGCUUAGGGAACUGCCCAUGCGGAACUUACAGGAAAUUCUGAUCGGUGCUGUGCGAUUUAGCAACAACCCCAUCCUCUGCAAUAUGGAGACCAUCCAGUGGAGGGACAUCGUCCAAGAUGUCUUUCUGAGCAACAUGUCAAUGGACGUACAGCGCCACCUGACCGGCUGCCCGAAAUGUGAUCCGAGCUGUCCCAAUGGAAGCUGCUGGGGAAGAGGAGAGGAGAACUGCCAGAAAUUGACCAAAAUCAUCUGCGCCCAGCAAUGUUCCCGGCGUUGUCGUGGCAGGUCCCCUAGCGACUGCUGCCACAACCAGUGUGCCGCAGGGUGUACAGGGCCCAGAGAGAGUGACUGUCUGGUCUGCCACAGGUUCCGAGAUGAAGCCACGUGCAAAGACACCUGCCCACCACUCAUGCUGUACAACCCCACCACGUACCAGAUGGAUGUCAACCCUGAGGGGAAGUACAGCUUUGGUGCCACCUGUGUGAAGAAAUGCCCCAGAAACUACGUGGUGACAGAUCACGGCUCGUGUGUCCGGGCCUGUGGGCCAGACUACUAUGAAGUAGAAGAAGAUGGAGUCAGCAAGUGUAAAAAAUGUGAUGGGCCCUGCCGCAAAGUUUGCAAUGGCAUAGGCAUUGGUGAAUUUAAAGACACACUCUCCAUAAAUGCUACAAACAUCAAACACUUCAAGUACUGCACUGCCAUCAGUGGGGACCUCCACAUCCUGCCAGUGGCCUUUAAGGGGGAUUCUUUCACCCGCACUCCUCCUCUAGACCCACGGGAACUAGAAAUUCUCAAAACUGUGAAGGAAAUAACAGGGUUUUUGCUGAUUCAGGCUUGGCCUGAAAACUGGACUGACCUCCAUGCUUUUGAGAACCUAGAAAUAAUUCGUGGCAGAACAAAGCAACAUGGUCAGUUUUCUCUGGCGGUUGUCGGCCUGAACAUAACAUCGCUGGGGUUGCGUUCCCUCAAGGAGAUCAGUGAUGGGGAUGUGAUUAUUUCUGGGAACCGAAAUUUGUGCUACGCAAACACUAUAAACUGGAAAAAACUCUUCGGGACGCCCAAUCAAAAGACCAAAAUCAUGAACAACAGAGCUGAAAAGGACUGCAAGGCCACGAACCACGUCUGUAAUCCUUUAUGCUCCUCGGAAGGCUGCUGGGGCCCUGAGCCCACGGACUGUGUCUCCUGCCAGAAUGUGAGCAGAGGCAGGGAGUGCGUGGACAAGUGCAACAUCCUGGAGGGGGAACCGAGGGAGUUUGUGGAAAAUUCUGAAUGCAUCCAGUGCCAUCCAGAAUGUCUGCCCCAGACCAUGAACAUCACCUGUACAGGCCGGGGGCCAGACAACUGCAUCAAGUGUGCCCACUAUGUUGAUGGUCCCCACUGUGUCAAGACCUGCCCUUCGGGCAUCAUGGGGGAGAACAACACCCUGGUCUGGAAGUUUGCAGAUGCCAAUAACGUCUGCCACCUCUGCCAUGCAAACUGUACCUAUGGAUGUGCUGGGCCAGGCCUUAAAGGAUGUCAACAACCAGAAGGGCCAAAGAUCCCAUCCAUCGCCACUGGGAUUGUGGGUGGCCUCCUCUUCAUAGUAGUGGUGGCCCUUGGGAUCGGCCUCUUCAUGCGAAGGCGUCACAUUGUCCGAAAACGUACACUACGCCGCCUGCUUCAAGAGAGAGAGCUCGUGGAACCUCUCACACCCAGCGGAGAAGCUCCGAACCAAGCCCACUUGAGGAUAUUAAAGGAAACAGAAUUCAAAAAGAUCAAAGUUCUGGGUUCAGGAGCAUUUGGCACAGUGUAUAAGGGUCUCUGGAUCCCAGAAGGCGAGAAAGUGAAAAUCCCUGUGGCCAUCAAGGAGUUAAGAGAAGCCACAUCUCCCAAAGCCAACAAGGAAAUCCUUGAUGAAGCCUACGUGAUGGCCAGUGUGGACAACCCUCAUGUAUGCCGCCUCCUGGGCAUCUGUCUGACCUCCACUGUCCAGCUCAUUACACAACUCAUGCCCUAUGGUUGCCUCCUGGACUAUGUCCGAGAACAUAAGGACAACAUUGGCUCCCAGUACCUACUCAACUGGUGUGUGCAGAUUGCAAAGGGCAUGAACUACCUGGAAGACCGGCGUUUGGUACACCGUGACUUGGCAGCCAGGAAUGUACUGGUAAAGACACCACAGCAUGUCAAGAUCACAGAUUUUGGACUGGCCAAACUGCUUGGUGCUGAGGAGAAAGAAUACCAUGCAGAGGGGGGCAAAGUGCCUAUCAAGUGGAUGGCUUUGGAAUCAAUUUUACACCGAAUUUAUACACACCAAAGCGACGUCUGGAGCUAUGGAGUCACCGUGUGGGAACUGAUGACCUUUGGGUCCAAGCCUUAUGAUGGGAUCCCUGCAAGUGAGAUCUCAUCCAUCCUAGAGAAAGGAGAGCGCCUUCCACAGCCACCUAUCUGCACCAUCGACGUCUACAUGAUCAUGGUCAAGUGCUGGAUGAUAGAUGCUGAUAGCCGCCCAAAGUUCCGAGAGUUGAUUCUCGAAUUCUCCAAAAUGGCCAGAGACCCACAGCGCUACCUUGUUAUCCAGGGGGAUGAAAGGAUGCAUUUGCCGAGCCCUACAGACUCCAACUUUUACCGAGCCCUGAUGGAGGAGGAGGACAUGGAAGACGUAGUUGAUGCUGAUGAAUACCUCAUCCCACAGCAAGGCUUCUUCAACAGCCCAUCCACGUCACGGACUCCACUCUUGAGCUCUCUGAGUGCAAAUAGCAACAGUUCCGCUGUGGCUUGCAUUAAUAGAAAUGGGAGCUGCCGUGUCAAAGAAGACGCCUUCUUGCAACGGUAUAGCUCCGAUCCCACCAGCGUCCUGACAGAGGACAACAUAGAUGACACAUUCCUUCCCGUGCCUGAAUAUAUAAACCAAUCUGUUCCCAAGAGGCCGGCUGGCUCUGUGCAGAACCCAGUCUAUCACAAUCAGCCCCUGCAUCCAGCUCCUGGAAGAGACCUGCAUUAUCAAAAUCCCCAUAGCAAUGCGGUGAGCAACCCUGAGUAUCUCAACACUGCCCAGCCGACCUGCCUCAGUAGUGGGUUUGACAGCUCUGCCCUCUGGAUCCAGAAAGGCAGCCACCAAAUGAGCCUGGACAACCCUGACUACCAGCAGGACUUCUUUCCCAAAGAAGCCAAGCCGAAUGGCAUCUUUAAGGGCCCCACAGCUGAAAAUGCAGAGUACCUGCGGGUGGCACCGCCAAGCAGUGAGUUUAUUGGAGCAUGACAUUGAAGAGGCAUUGUACCAGCUACAAACCGGACUUUCCAGAAGCCCAGGACCAAGCCAUGGCAGCACCUCUGCUCCUGACAGCCAUGUCCACAUUGUGUCAAAUGUCAAACCCUCAGACUGGCUUUAAAGCAUAACUCUGACGGGCUUUGUCACUGAGCCAAGAAGUGGGCCCCUCCCCUGAUGCUCUUUGGGAAGUUGAAGGUAUAUCUAUUGGUCUUCGAACUGUGAAGAUUCCACUGAAAGGUAUCCAUCGAGAACAUUGUCCUUUUGGAACAGAAGGUUGCCUCAUGGUGAGGUACAUAGGGGGAAAAAAAACAGACCUAUGGCGCUUGCUGCAUAGGGAACUCUGGGAUUCUUGUCUUUAUUGAUUUGAUUCAUGCACUCUUCCAUAAAGGAAGAAGCUUGCCCGUAGCGUGUAUUACACAGAGCUGCCUGGAGCCAACUGACCAGACAGUUGGUUCUAGCAGCUCUGCAUCAAGACACUUCCAUGGCAAGAUAACUACAUGCACAAGAAGUCCUGGAUGUGCUCAGCAGGCCACACUUGUACAGCAUUAAACCAUGGCAGGUACAAUAGGAUAAGCCACUUUGUUACUUACUGGGACUGGGAGAAGAAUGACUGGGUAGAAUUUUCCCUCAGACUUACUUUUUUGUAUAAAUAUGUCCCUGAUACUUAACACACGCUAGUUUACCAGUGUUUUCUGACUAUUAGACUACCUUUUAUGUUUUCUGUUUCAUUGUUUUGAGUUUUAAUAUGCUUUCCCGUUUUCAUUUCAUGAAGUAAACAAACAAACAAACAAGCAAAAAAAAAAAAAAACAGUAUUAUUAUCAAAGAACAACCAUGAUUCAAACCCAUUCGAACCAUCAGUAUUGUAACCCAAAGCCUUUAUCUAAGCUGGAGUAACCAUGCAAAAAUUCCUAGAAGAAAUUUAACCCAAAAUUUUUGUCUCAUCAUUGUGUCUUCUGAGGCGUGCAUAUGAGACUACGAAAGUGAAGCCUUUCCACCUUGCCUUCACCCCUCUACACCCCAAAACUAGUGUAAACCACACAUGGAGGAUAAAUCUUUUUAAUUUUUAAAGUGUUUACUGGUGAUAUGUAAACUCUCCCUGGUAAACUGCUGCUAAACAUUUUCUUUCCCUUUUAGAAAAAUGAUCUAAGCUACUGUGUAGUAAGGGGCAGCCCAUGGUAGGUUUGGUGUGCAGGUUUCAAAAAGAAGAAUGUUAAGAACCGAGUGGAAGGCAGUAUCUGUUUGAAAGUGGCAUGAUGACAGUGCUCCUAUGGAUGCUGACAGGGGUUGGGGGGGGCAGUGUUCCCAUGGAUGCUUGCAGCUGGGGAGGGGAUUCAUCCCCAAGUGAUCCUCACCAUCACUGGUGCAUCCGGCUACCCAAGAUCUCCUUACAGCCCAGUCGGUUAAUAGCCAUCUUUGAUAAACAAUAUUGUAAUGACCUCAGUAUCCAUUCCUUCCCAUUUACCAAGUGCUGGAUAGACGUGGACUCGUGAACACUAACCAUAAGGCAAAAUGAUUAGUGCCAGACAAGACAUAUCAGCCACAUGCCAAGAGCACAGAGCAGGAUGGUGCACUCUGUUGGAGAGAUCUAGAAAGUUCACAAAGGAGAAGAGAUUGCCCACUAUCUUCUAAGAUCUAAAGGUCAUAAACACCAGGGAAAUGGAAAGUAGUUUUCCUUAGAGCAGUGGUCUUCAACCUUCCUAAUGCUACAACCCUUUCAUAGAGUCCCUCAUGUUAUGGUGACCACCCAACUAUAAAAUUUUUUUGUUGCUACUUCAUAACUGUAAUUUUGCUACUGUUACAAAUCAUGAUGUAAAUAUCUGAUAUGCAGGCCAUCUGAGAGGGGUCAAAAGCCACAGGCUGAGAACCACUGCCUUUAAUACUUCAACCAAGACAGCAGCGACCAGGGGCUUUAUUAGUAAGUCAGGGGCAAGGCCAAGUCAAUCAUCCUCACAUGCUUCCUGUUCCCUCAGGCCUGGGAAUGAGGUUUGCAGCAUCUUCUGAGUGUCCUCACUGUUAUCCACUCUUGGCUGUCAUCUAUGAAAAUAGAUGUCAUCUAGGAAAUUAAGUAGUGAGGAGAUUAAGCAGCAUUUAUAGAGUUUGAAAUUCCAUGCCAUCGCCAGGAAACGCCAGGUCAAUCCCAGAGAACACAGAAGAAACAUUUAGGCAGAAUUUUUUUGCUCAAAAUUGGAAUAUAGAACAAGACACUUGGGUACCUCUGAGGAGCAGGUAGUCGGUGAGAGAAAGAUGUUGCAAGCCACUCAAAUCGUAGCAAUGAAACCCUAGUAUUUUUGCACUUUGAAAUACGUUCUUAUAACAAAAUAAAGUAGCAAAAACUAUUCAAACUUGCUUUUCUUCUUUUUAAGUAUUCAGCAUAAAGUUUAGUUACUGUCAGGACUAUGAUUAUGUGUGCCAGUAUGUCCUCACUGUGUCUGUGCAGGGAGUCAUGGGGCUGGGAGCGCUGCAGCUCAUGCUCUUUUGGGUGGCUCUCAACCUUCCUAAGGCAAUUCCUAAUACCUAAUGACCCCCAACCAUAAAAUCAUCUUGGUGAUACUACAUAGUUGAAAUUUUCCUACUGUUAGGAAUUGUAAUAUAAAUAUCUGAUAUGCCACUCCUGUGUGAGGGUCACAAUCUGUAGGUUGAGAACCAGUGUUUCAAAGGUACCUUAGCAGCCACUGGGGCAAAGGAAAGGUACAGAGAGGGGAGACACCAUGCUGGGAUGAUAAUUCUGUUAUCUCCCUGGCGGUCUUGGCUCGGCUUAUCUCUUCCAUAGUAAACCAGUCUCAUAGACCUCCCAGGGCAUCUUUCUACUAAUUGAUAUAUAUCCUAUCAUUAUACCCUAUGAAAAUUACUUUUUUACCUCAUGAUGAGAAAUGAUAAUCUCUUAAAUGCUAAAUUUGCUGUGAGUCCCUGCUACCAUGAGCUUUAUAGAAAGAAGCCCUGGGAAAGCACAAAACUGCAUUCCUGCUAAUGAUAGCACAGUUUACGCAUUUGCUGGACACUUUUUUUUUUGUUUCGGCAUCCCACCCCAUCCCCAAACUGUAGCCAUAAAAGAACCUGGACUCCUGCGCUGCAUACGCACUACAAAGCCCUGGGUCUUGGGCUGGGCUCCCAAGAGAAACUUCAGCCAGUACAGUUUCAACCUGAUGUUUCUUAAGCCUGUGGACUUUUCAGAGGACCUCCAGCAUAUGGCAAUAAACAUCAAAGUUUCAAGAGCCACUGCAAAAGGCUUGAUAAGUGAACCGUUGGAACUCAUUAGUGGCUGUCCAUCUGUGGUUCGUUUGUGUUGGUCCUUUGGUUGCACUUGUGUAAGACAAAGCUGGUACGUGAAGAUCAGGUGCCCGUGUCCGCCCUCACUGCAAAUGAAAAGUACCUGGAGAGCUUAGAAAGGCUUCUGCAGUCUUCAGUCUCAAGCAGUCAGAAUCCCAGAGGGGCACCCAUCCUUCAUUCUAAUUCUCAUCUGCUUCACCUUCAUCCACAGUAUAGGCCUGCAAAGUCAGGAUUAGUUAGGGACAGGCUCCCUGACUCACAGAGAGCAUAAUUUGCAGUUACCACUAUGCCUAUGAGUUCUCCACAAGUGUAGUCUUUCCCAAAUCCUCCCCUUUUUUUCCAGCAAAACCUUUAUCCUGAAAAAUGGCAGAUAUCUAAAUCUGGGCCUUGCUAAAGUCCUCGGACAUCUUGUUGAGGUCCUGGAACAUUGUGUGUUGUCUACGAAACAAGCCAUAAAAACCUACCACCUCCCACCUCUCCACAUCGAAUGAGCUGUUCCCACUUACGAAGCAGAUGUUGUGCUUAAUCUCUAGCUUCUUCGAUAAGCUCGAGUUUGUAUUACAGCAUAAUGAUCUGUUUACAUGUCCUCGCUCGGGGGCUGUAAAACCAUAGCUGAGCAGACAGCCCUCACUCUUUCUCCCAGCAGCGCCUACCAUCCCAGAGACAAAAAUUUUGGUACUGUUAAAGCCACAUGUAAACAGAAUUUGUAAAUGUAAAUGUAUUUUUGUAACUGUUUUUAGUAUAUUGUCCUCUUUACGUACCACUGAACUUUGUAAAGUAUAUUUUUUUAGGAAAUUCAGUUUUUUUUUUCUAAAGAAAGCUGUUUGCUUAGGAAAAACUGCAAUAGAAUCAAAAUUUGAAAUCGAAAUCUUUGCUUAAAAGUGGGCGAGGGGAGAAGUCUCUUUUCUCUUAGGUGAAUGUACAGCCUUAUUACAGAGCUAAGCUAGGUAGGUCACUCCCACAGCAGAUGACAGAAGGGUCAUUUUAGUACCUUUACAGGCAACAAAGACGCCAGGCACUUAAGCGUAGUGCUGGUCUGAGAAAAAGCUGUAGAUGCUGGGGCAAUGUCAACGCAGGGACUGCUGUCUGCUCAUCACCAGGAAGAAUUUCAAUGAGUGCCAUUCUCUGGCCAUCUGCCAAUAUGUAUGAGAUGUGACGAUACAACCCUUUGUUGGUUUACAUAUGCUAAUGAGACACUAACAACAAUUGUUUUGUUUUUACAGUUCCAAUGUCUUUCACUUACUAGCAUGCCCUAGAAGAGUCUGGAAAGCCACAAUACUAUUGAUGCUUGUCUGGAUUACUCACUAUAUUCCUGAAACCUAUCAUGUGCAAACACGGUCACUCUAGACAAGUCUUUGUCAGUCAUACACACACCAUAAAAUCACCUAGGUUGGUUUUACAACUCUUGAAAUUGGUGAAAUGGCAAUUCACCAAUCUGUGCCAACCCACUGACGUCCAUCUCCCAGAAGGAAAACCUUGACCUAUUAGUUUGACUGCAUAGAGCAGACCUUAAGACAAUUACUGAAUAGCUAGGUGGCUGUUGUAGGAAUAAAAUUCCAAGAAGAGGAAUCUUGCAUUAAGAAAUACACACACACACACACACACACACACACACACACACACACACACGAACAAGCACAUGCACCUGAACCUGUACACACACAUACACAGAUACACAGACAGAUGGGAUAAAACACUAAAGCAGCUAAUCCAGAUUUUUCUGCCGUGUGUGUGUGUGUGUGUGUGUGUGUGUGUGUGUGUGUGUGUGUGUGCUCACGUGCACGCACGCACAAUGAUCUUCCUGUCUUGCCUGAAUUACCAACAAAAUUACUAGGAGUCAUUAUCUCACACCCGCAGAAAAAUAUAAGAAACUAUUCGAGUUUAUACACGCACUUUUAAUUUGGAAAAGGUAAUGUAAUGUACUCUUUUGAUGGGAUACAAAGUGUUGUCACUGUAUAAGGCAACACCCCAGGAUUUGAUUGUUUGUAGACGUAAUGACAUGACUAACCACAGACAGCAGUAAUCUCAUGUUACUUUCAUUCUCACAGUAGCGUUACAGCUUCUCAUAUGGUACAUUGUAACUUUGUAAAGUCAUGCAAUAAUGAGAGCAAUAUUUGUACAAAUGCAAGAUCCCCUUCUACAUACUGUUGACUAGAACAUGUUGAUUGUACAUUAAGUAUUAAAAAUUAGAUGUAUGUUCUUCGUUGCUUGCUACUCCUAAGAACAUAAUGAUCUUCGCCUUUUUUGUUAGCAGUGCGCCGUACUUUCCGUUGUUAUUCAUAUCUUACUGUGGACACUCUUGACUUUUUCUUGUUUUCAAAUUUUAUUUUUUACUUAACUCGCUGAUUUUGUGGUGCUGUGUGGACCAAUGAGCUGUAUUCCCUACCCCAACUGAAAACAUUUUUUAAAAAAAAUUAAUAAACCUUAUUUUCAGAGGAGA
Messenger RNA from Rattus norvegicus (Norway rat), 9586 nucleotides. It is a transcript of the gene Egfr, whose product is annotated as epidermal growth factor receptor. Gene Ontology annotation, molecular function: epidermal growth factor receptor activity; protein tyrosine kinase activity; transferase activity. The record is from RefSeq and is marked validated. Gene Ontology annotation, biological process: telencephalon development; ERBB2-EGFR signaling pathway; cell surface receptor protein tyrosine kinase signaling pathway. Gene Ontology annotation, cellular component: cell surface; endosome membrane; basolateral plasma membrane. The transcript is spliced from 28 exons. The coding region runs from base 240 to 3869 and encodes 1209 amino acids. NCBI's taxonomy places the organism in Eukaryota, Metazoa, Chordata, Mammalia, Rodentia, Muridae.